Molecule: messenger RNA, 2980 nt
Organism: Penaeus monodon (black tiger shrimp)
Lineage: Eukaryota; Metazoa; Arthropoda; Malacostraca; Decapoda; Penaeidae
Product: nephrin-like
Biological process (GO): cell-cell adhesion
Cellular component (GO): cell-cell junction
Molecular function (GO): cell adhesion molecule binding
Source: RefSeq, a predicted model, not a curated record
GUCGAACGGAGGACGAGGACACUACACAGCGGUUCAGCGUGACCCCAGAGAGCGUGGAGGUCAAGGAAGGUGACGAUGUAUUCCUGCGCUGUAUCGUGGUCAACCAACAGGGCAACGCGCAGUGGACCAAGGAUGGGUUCGCUCUCGGUUUCGAGCGCCACGUCCCCGGCUACCCGAGGUACCGAUACGCCGGCGACCCGAGCAAGGGCGAACACCACCUAGUCAUCAAGGGCGUGACGCUGCAAGACGACGGCGAAUACCAGUGCCAAGUUGGCCCUACCAUCACUAUCAAGCCUAUCUGGGUCGCCGCCAAUGUCACCGUCAUGGUGUCACCCACGAGCAUCAGCGUCGUGGGCAAGGAGGACGGUGCCAGCGUGGAGGUGAAAGCUGGCACUGCUAUCACCUUGGAGUGCCUCGUGACGGAUGCUCGACCCGCUGCCAGCGUUAUGUGGUACAGGGAUGGGCUGAUGCUGGAUCAAGACCUCCACGAAGAGCAGCUGGAAGCCUCGACGAAGCCCCGGCGGUGGAGCGUCCGAAGCAAGCUCCUUCUGCGUCCCACUCCUGCAGACAACGGCCAGCAGUACUCCUGCCGCGCCCUUCACCCCGCCCUCAAGGACUCGCCCACGUCCUUGGUGGCGUCCGUUACUCUGUCUGUCUUGCACCCCCCGAGCGCCCCUGCGAUCACGGGCUACGCGGCCGGCGACGUCCUCCUGGAGGGCCAGCGCCUCAACCUCACCUGCCGCGUCCUUGGGGGCAACCCGCGCCCCUGGGUGCUCUGGUACCGGCACGGGCGGCCCCUGGACCACGCCUCCAUCAACCAGAUCCACAGGGCAGAUGCGACCGUCAGCACCAAGGCGCCCAUCAGCAACGUGCGGGAAGCCGGGGGCGUCAGCAGCAGUCAGCAGGUCACGGGGUCGCGCCAGGAAGACGGAGCGGAGUACGAGUGCCGAGUCACCAGCCCGCUCCUCCAGGCGCCGCUCUCCACCAGCGUCUCCCUCACCGUGCACUACGGACCGAAGGGCGUGGACGUGACAGGGCCUUCUGUGGUGGCAGCCGGGCAGGAAUUCGUCGUCAUUUGCAGGUCCUCGCCAUCUAAUCCUCCGGCGACGAUCACGUGGAUGGUUCAAGGCGAGCGCACCACAGCUGGCCCGCCCGUGAUCACUGAAGAUGAGGGCGGAGGCUGGGUCACCACCUCUCGCCUCACUCACUACCUCACGAGAAUGAGGAAAAUGAGUGAGGCGACGGUAGAGUGCCGAGCCCACAAUCCGGAUGCCGAGAGUGAAGUCAGCCGGAAAAACGACCUGGAACACCCGUCGUAGAGGUCGUGGAGGCCGAGGGAGCGGUCGUAGCAGGCAACACACUGGGGGUCGUUUGCACCACCGAUGGGGGGAAUCCACCCCCCAAUAUCACAAUGUACAAAGGCAACGAGAAACUCCCGAUCAAGGUCAUCCACGAGGGCACCAUGACCAAGGCAGGGACGGAAUUCAAGGUCACGGCGGCGGAUAACGAAGCCGAGGUCAAAUGUGAGGUCACGAGCCUGGCCACCAAGAAGCCAAUGAGCGCCUUCACGACGAUCCAUCUUUUGUUCCCUGCCUGGGAGGUCUCCGGAUGGGUGUCCCCCAGCACCGUCGACGAGGACCAAGAGGUCACCCUCACCUGCGAAACCUCCUCCAGCCUCCCGCCCUCCAACAUCACCUGGCGUUCGAGGGGCACGACGCUCGAGGGCGCCACCACCAAGCACACGCCAGGGGUGUUUGGAGGAACAGUGACGAGAUCGGAACUCGUGUUGAAACCGAAAGCUGAAGAUAACGAGAAGGUGUUCGUCUGUGAAGCAGAUAACGAUCUUGGGGUCAUCGUCACGGCAAACAUGAGCCCGUGUGGGUGGCGACGCCGGCGCACGCGGUGGAGGUGGAGGAGGGGGACGACCUGCUCCUGGUGGCGCUGGCGGCCGCCAACCCCGGCCCCGUCAGCUACAGUUGGUGGCGAGGACCCAGCAUUAUCGAGGACAUGGGCGUGAAGGGAGGCGCAGAUGGGCGUCUCAUCCUGUCCAACAUCGAUCGCCAGCAGUCAGGGAAUUACUCUGUCACCGCCCACACUUCUAACACUGACAUCACAGCUUAUUUUAGCGUCGUUGUUCAGUACGGUCCCGAGGAGAUCGUAGCAGCGGAACGAGUGGUGGUCGAUGAAGACAAGAGCACCGCUAUCCUCUGUCAGGCGGACGGGAAUCCUACACCCAACGUUACCUGGACAAGAGACAACAAUAACAACAACAACAACAAUAUUUACAUCAACAGCUCUGGUGCCGUCCUAGCUUCAGGAAUAGGAGAGGCGAGGCUGCUAGUAGAACAUGCCUCCAAAGCAGACACUGGACUCUACCUCUGCCAGGCAUCGAACUCUGUUGCCUCUGCCGCGCCUGUUUACACUGCCCUUGUGGUUACUCGUGGUAUCAGGGAACAGCGCCCUCAUCUCCUGGAGCCACAACAGAAUGGGCGCCGUUGCUACAGGCUUCACGGUCAAGUACCAAGCCUCAGGCACACCCGACUACAUGACGCAGGACAUCGAGGGAGGAAACAGAAGCAGCAUGGUGGUGGAGGGUCUCACUCCCGGCCAGGAAUUCUCGUUCUCCGUUCAGGCCUUCAACGAACAAGGUCGAUCUCCGUUCUCUCAGCCGCCGACAGCAGUCACCAUGAUCGACGUCCUGGAGGAGGUGGCGCGAGGCAGCACCCACGGCAGCCAGCCUCGAAUGCCGCGCCUCAUGCUCCUCCUCAUCUCCCUCACCGGCACGGCCCUCCUCGUGCUCAACAUCUCGAUCAUUGUGUGCUUCCUCCGACGCCGGGCGCUCAACAGGAGCAUGUCAGCCUCUUCAAGCAAAUCGACGGCCUUCGAGGUGUACACGCCCGCUACCACCCCCGGCCCCCCCGCCCCGGACGAGCACCUCCCCCUCACCUCCGCUAACGACGGCCCUCCGCCGGACUACCAC